AUGAAGACGGUUUAUUUAAAAACACUAACGCACGAAUCGACAACCGUCAGCGAUGUGACGCGGUACAGGGACUCGAUCGGCUGGAACCGCCCACAGCAGACAAUUGAAUUUGAUGCCGCUCGCUUGGCCGCAGGAUUCGAUCUUACAGGUCAAAAAUUCCGAAUGGAUUAUAUGUGGGCGCACGCAUACAAAACCUUCUACCGCCUGCACGACUUAGCAACAGAUUGGGAUCAAGCUCGCCAGAUGUGCGAAUCGGAGGGAACCACUCUCCUGAUUCCGUCGAGCCUCGAAGAAAUCGAAAACCUUAAGCUGCUCAUGAGCAACAUGAAGGCUCACUACACGGGGGUUUUCAUAGGCAUCCACGACCAAUUUGCCGACGGCCACUACGUCACCGUCAAAGGUGAGCCCAUAACUGGAACGAUUCUGGAGCUAUUGUGGGCGGAAGGUCGUCCGGACAAUCUGAACGGGUCAGAGCACUGUGUCAUCAUGACUAGAGAAGGAUUGUUUGAUGAUCGACCGUGCUACGAUAUUUUUCCCUUCGUCUGUAAGAUAUUAGGGAACGAUACGCGGUAUAACGAGCCGUGCGAUAGUUUCGACGCGGGCUAUUCGCCCCACGGUGUCGUCACAAAUAAGUGUUACAAGUUCCACGCCGAACCGCUAUCAUGGCACGAUGCGUACUUAGCUUGCAAACUGGAAGAAGGUCGUUUAGCCGUGGUCAACUCGGCAAAAGAAGCGAGCGUCUUCGUCGGCCUUUUGGGCGAACAUCUAAACAGCAACACGCCCGAUCCGAAUAUCCUGUAUAUCGGUUUCAGCGACUUAAUGUUUCCGUAUCAGUAUAGGACUAUACUCGGUCAAACUCUAGAAGAGGCCGGCUACGCGUCGUGGAGUCCUUUGAAAGAGACUCAAAAAGCUGCAACCGAUAAACGAUGCGGAGCCAUUUCGCGGGCUGGCUUCCUCGAAGUUACCUAUUGUGACCGCCCGGCCAUGUUCUUGUGUGAAAAGCCUCUUAAUAGGACUACAGUAGACGUCUCCACUACACCGGACACUUAA
Molecule: messenger RNA, 1050 nt
Organism: Leptosia nina
Lineage: Eukaryota; Metazoa; Arthropoda; Insecta; Lepidoptera; Pieridae
Source: the annotation of a GenBank genome assembly